GAAAGCAGACAGUAGUGCUGACAUGGAGCUAGAGGGCUAUUUAAAUCCCUGCAUGUGUGUGUGUGUGUGUGUGUGUGUGUGUGCGCGCAUACAGUUGUCAGACCUAAUGAGUUCAGGAGAAUUUCAGACUUCUUCAGCUGUCAUUUCCAGGAGAUGGCCAAGAGGAACAGCUCCCUGCCAAGAAUAAGUUUUGUUCAAAAACCAGAUGAGGACGAUAGAGAGGCAAGAGGAAGAGGAGGGAGGAAACAAGGAGGAAGAGGAAACGCAGGAGGAGGAGGGGUGGAGUUGCGAAGCAUCUGUGCUUUGGCAGCAUUGGCCGUCUGAAUGAGAGGGUUGGUCUUUUUCCAGCUCUGCUGUUCAGUUCUCUCCAACACUGACUGAACAGCGUCCGGACUCAGGAUGGAGCAGGAGCAGGAGCAGGAGCAGGAGCAGGAGGAGGCGACAGGAUGAGGAGAGAGUCAGAGGGUGAAGUGAUGUGAAGGGUGGAGAGAAGAACACAGUCGGGUGUGAUCAGAUGUGUGACUGAGCGGCUGUUCCUCGAUCCAACAGAGAAGUUUGAAGGAGAUCCGCUCUCAUGGCUGCUUCCACCACACAGGAGCCGGUGAAGACCCAACAGAAGUGUGUUGCCAUCUUUGCUCUCCUCUGCUGCUUUGCCGUGCUGCUGGUUCUGAUCUUCUCGUCGGUGGAUAUCUGGUGGGACGAUGAGGAUGGAAUCACAGAGGAGAACUGCAGCAGGAACUGUCGCAUCAUGCUGGUGGAGAAUGUUCCAGAAGAUCUCUACCUCCCUGUGGAGUUCAGAGGUCACCUCUCUCUCUCGGUGGGCAUCCGCACUCUCUUGAACCAGGCAAAGCAGUCAGUGGAAGUGGUGUCACCAGUGUGGAACCUGAAAGCACAGGAUGUGGAAAACGUACCGAGCCGUGACAAAGAGGGUCGGCUUUUGUUCCAGCAGCUUCUCAGCCUGAAGUCUCGUGGGGUUAAAUUGAAGAUUGCCAGCAGCCUGACUAACUCUGCUGAGCUGAAGACCUUGGCAGCAGACAGUGCAGAGGUUCAUUUUGUUAACAUGACAGCUCUUACCAGAGGACGACUCCAGUCUUCCUUCAUGGUCGUGGACCGCAGGCAUUUCUACAUGGGGAGUGCAGACAUGGACUGGAGAUCAUUCUCCAAGAGGAAGGAGCUGGGGGUGCUGGUGUACAACUGCAGCUGCCUGGCUCUGGACCUCCAUCGAGUCUUUUCGUUCUACUGGCAGCUCCAUGACAGGGACUACAUCCCCUCCAUCUGGUCAAAGAGGGUAUCUGCACUGUACGGGAGGCAUGAGGCCCUGGAGCUGCAGCUCAACACAACCUCGGCCACUGCUUAUGUUUCUACCUCACCUGAUGUCUUCUGCCCGAAAGAUCGCACCAGAGACAUAGAAGCCAUCCACCAAGUCAUCCAGAGUGCUCAGUCCUUCGUCUUCAUAUCUGUGACUGACUAUCUUCCUCUGGUGAACAGAAGCUUCAGAGGAACAACAGUCACGAGGUACUGGUCGCUGAUCGAUGAUGUCAUCAGAGAGGCUGUGGUCCUAAGACGGGUUCGGGUCCGCCUGCUGGUCAGCUUCUGGACAAAGACUCACCCUCUCACCUUCAACUUCCUCACCUCACUGAAGUCUCUGUGCUUGUACCUGCACAACUGCUCCCUGGAGGUGAAGUUCUUUAGACUCAGAGAACAGAAGAGUGGAGUUCAACUGGGACUCAACCACAACAAGUACAUAGUGACUGACAGUGCUUUCUAUAUCGGCAGCCACGACUGGGUUGGCAGUGACUUUGCCUUAAAUGCAGGCGUCGGUCUGGUGGUGAUGAUGAGAAACAGCCUGGCAGAUGGAGGAGCGACCAUCCUGGAGCAGAUGAAGGGUGCAUUUCAGAGAGACUGGACGUCACAUUACGCCAAGAGUCUUCUAGGAAGUAAAGAGGAACAGAGGAAAUCCAGGAACUGGAAACAAGAAGAUGUUCUAUGAAGACCAGAGUCUGUGGAACAGCAGUUCACUUGAUAGACACAGAAUGUUUUAUAAAGAAGAAAAAACACCUUUAGGGCAAGAGAACUGUAUGACAACUAUAUUUUAAAAUAUAUAUCCAUGUAUAUAUAAUAUAAACAUGUACCUCAUAAACUGAAUGACUGUUAACCUUUGAUUUGUCAAACACUGAUGGGGACAAUAUCAUGUUUUGCCCUUUUAAAAUGUGUUUGCUCAUUUUUCUUCCCUAUUUGUUUCUUGUUUCCUUUUUUUUUUGCUUUGUCUUCUGUCCAUUUAGCAUCUUUUUCCAUUCUUGUUCUUGUUCUUCUCUACCCUGUAAGUAAUUACUUUACACCUUCUGUUAGUUGUUCCCUAGUCUUUUUUGCACCUUUUCUUCAUUUCUGGGCGUUUUGUUUUUGCAUUUUAUUUGGAUCUCUCACUGCAUGUUCUGCAGGAAAUGCAAAACAUAUUUCUACAGAGAAACUGAGAAAGACCUGACAGAUUGAGGUUGAUAUUUACUAACUAUUGAUUUGACUUUUUUUUUUCAUAGAGAGAAAACAACUUACUGUGUAUGAGGGAAACUCCACUGUUACACCUGUUGUGAUAUAAUGCUGUAUGUUUGAUUAGUGCAUGAUGAAAACCUGUUGCAUGGAGGUGCAAUAAAGACAAAGUACUAACUUCACUCUCAGUUAUGAAACUAGUAUGUUCUGCACGGGACAUGUACAGAAAUAUUUAAUCAAACUCCAUCAGUGUCAUUAGAGCAAGACACUCUGUUUUCACUGUAUCUAAUAAACAGUUUUGCUUUUUUAAAAGUUUGGUUUAGACAGCGUAUGUAAAGUGUGUGGCUCUGCGUUUGGAUUAUUUAUUAUCAAUAAUUAUUAUCUGAGCCUUUUUAUGUACUUUUGGUCCUUAACCACAGCAAAAUAUGCAUACAUGUGGAUUCUGGAAUUUUCAAAUGAGGAAGAAGAAUUAAGUUCAUUUUAAAAUAUGUUUAACAUUUCAUUUAACCUUUUCCUGUGGCUGCUGGGAUUGCUACAAAUCACUGUAAAAUGGUACAAAACAACACAUCAUCAGCCCUGGACAUUAUGGUCGGGGGUCGCUGCCUGGCUGAAUUUAACUAUAGUAUGACUCCCCCUGCUGGUCACCUUCACUCUCCCUGCUAACUUCCUCCUUAGUGAAAAUAUUAGAGAUAUCUUUAUCUUUUCAUUGAAAACGUGUCCACAAACACCAGUGUUCCUGUACCAACACCACAGAGGCAGCCAUGAUAUGAUACUCUGUUGCUGACUCAAUUAAUGUCGUAAUGGGGGAAACACACAACGGAUGCUAACGUUCGUGAAACAGUGGAGAUGUUUACGUUUAUCCAGAUGGAGAGCUAACUAGACUAAAGUAAAACACACCUACAGUGUUGUUUAAGAUCAUUUUCCCAGAAACCAAAUGGAACCAAAGUUGGCAGAAAAAAAGUUGACAAGAAAUUAUCUGUUCUUACCUUA
Messenger RNA from Cynoglossus semilaevis (tongue sole), 3474 nucleotides. RefSeq names its product phospholipase D family, member 5. NCBI's taxonomy places the organism in Eukaryota, Metazoa, Chordata, Actinopteri, Pleuronectiformes, Cynoglossidae. The transcript has 10 exons. Bases 575 to 1990 code for a protein of 471 amino acids. The record is from RefSeq and is a predicted model, not a curated record. Gene Ontology annotation, molecular function: catalytic activity.